GGUUCUACUUUUGUCCCUGGUGAUUGUGUUGAUUGGUACCGGGUGGUCGUUUUCGGAACCCUCUUUGCAAGGACAAGGUGGGAAAAGGCGCUGAUGAUAGUGAUUCCACUACAGGUUUUGGGCAAUGUGGCUUCCAUUGUUAUAAGAGAAAAGG
Messenger RNA from Ilex paraguariensis (yerba mate), 154 nucleotides. The record is from the annotation of a GenBank genome assembly. NCBI's taxonomy places the organism in Eukaryota, Viridiplantae, Streptophyta, Magnoliopsida, Aquifoliales, Aquifoliaceae.